CAUAAACCGACAGGUAGAAGUCAUACUUCGAAUAUGUCUGACGAGCGAGCUGUUGUAAAGAAUGCUGACAUGCCAAAGGAGAUGCUAAAUGAUGCUCUGGACAUGUGCGCACGCGCAACAGAAAAAUAUGGACUCGAAAAAGACAUAGCUGGGUUUUUGAAGAAAGAGAUGGACAGAAAAUAUGGCCCAACGUGGCACUGCGUUCGAGCUGUUGUAAAGAAUGCUGACAUGCCAAAGGAGAUGCUAAAUGAUGCUCUGGACAUGUGCGCACGCGCAACAGAAAAAUAUGGACUCGAAAAAGACAUAGCUGGGUUUUUGAAGAAAGAGAUGGACAGAAAAUAUGGCCCAACGUGGCACUGCGUUGUUGGACAACAUUACGGAAGCUAUGUGACACACGAAGCCAAAUGCUUUGCUUAUUUCUUCCUUGGUCAUUCAGCUGUCCUCCUCUUCAAGUUUGGAUAGAAAGCUAUCCAGUUUCCGGAUUAGUCUCCCGUGUGGUGUUCUGACCACCGUUGUUGGUGGACACGCAGCCACAGCUAUGAUAUAAUCUUGGAGCUUUCUGAGUGAUGUGUGAUUGAUCCUUUGGCUAAUAAAAUGGUGAGUAUUUUGGAUACUAA
Molecule: messenger RNA, 617 nt
Organism: Opisthorchis viverrini
Lineage: Eukaryota; Metazoa; Platyhelminthes; Trematoda; Opisthorchiida; Opisthorchiidae
Exons: 3
Coding region: 34-462 (142 amino acids)
Biological process (GO): microtubule-based process
Cellular component (GO): dynein complex
Molecular function (GO): dynein light intermediate chain binding; dynein intermediate chain binding
Source: RefSeq, a predicted model, not a curated record